Molecule: messenger RNA, 3019 nt
Organism: Hemibagrus wyckioides
Lineage: Eukaryota; Metazoa; Chordata; Actinopteri; Siluriformes; Bagridae
Product: tumor susceptibility gene 101 protein-like
Exons: 10
Coding region: 329-1501 (390 amino acids)
Biological process (GO): endosome to lysosome transport; protein transport; protein modification process
Cellular component (GO): ESCRT I complex
Molecular function (GO): ubiquitin binding
Source: RefSeq, a predicted model, not a curated record
GCUACCAUUUUGGCUAACUCAGUUGGUUUAUUUACAUUGCAAUACGCAUAGCUAUCUAGUCUCGGUGAUUGUUUCCGGUGACGAAUAUAUCUUAAUUCUGAGUGUAGGAUGUAUAUUAGCUAUCUAGUUGUCCUUUACUGGUUUUAUUAAACCAGGUUUUCUCGGUUUUUCUCGGUUUCCUGGCCCUGGCUUGAAUUAGCCGGGACCGGGGAGGCGCACGGAAAUAGCCAGCUAGCUACAAAGCUGGUCCUUUGGUGUUCUAGGUUUCUCUACUCAGUUUAUUUAAAAUAAUAAUAAAAAAGAAACAGUGCGAUUUAGGGUGUCAGCUAUGGCGGUUGUAAACGAAGGAGCGCUUAAAAAGAUGCUUAAGCAAUACAAAUAUCGUGACCUGACAGUUCGAGAGAUCACAAAUGUUAUUCUGCAAUACAAAGACCUUAAGCCUCUGAUGGAUGCUUAUGUUUUCAAUGAUGGAUCAACAAGGGAACUAAUGAGUUUAACUGGGACAGUGCCAGUGAGUUACAGAGGAAACGUAUACAAUAUUCCAGUUUGUCUGUGGCUGUUGGACACAUACCCGUACAACCCGCCCAUUUGUUUUGUAAAACCAACGAGUGCGAUGAUGAUCAAGACCGGGAAACACAUUGAUGCUAAUGGGAAGAUCUACUUGCCCUAUCUGCAUGAAUGGAAGCAUCCUCAGUCUGACCUGUAUGGCCUAAUCCAAGUAAUGAUUGUUGUUUUUGGAGAAGAGCCUCCAGUGUUUUCUCGGCCUACGACUCAGCCUGCCUACCAGGCAUUCCAGGCCACCGGACCCCCAAAUCAGUCAUACAUGCCCGGCAUGCCUGCUGUAUCAGCCUAUGGGCCAAACCCGAAUCCAUGUGGCUACCCCGGAUAUUCUUACCCUGGAGGGAGUGCAUAUCCUGCCACAGGGGGUCCUGCACACUACCAAUCCCAGCCACCAGUCACCACUGUCGGUCCGAGUCGAGACGCCACCAUUGGGGAGGACACUAUCCGUGCCUCUCUCAUCUCGGCAGUGAGUGAUAAACUGCGCUGGAGGAUGAAGGAGGAAAUGGACCGGGCUCAAGCGGAGCUGGAUGCUCUUAAGCGUACCGAAGAGGAUCUGAAGAAGGGUCAUCAAAAGCUGGAGGAGAUGGUGUCCAGGCUUGACCAGGAAGUGGCUGAGGUGGACAGGAAUAUUGAGCUUUUAAAGAAGAAAGAUGAAGAACUAACUGAGGCUCUGGAGAAAAUGGAGAAUCAGUCAGAGAACAACGAUAUUGAUGACGUAAUCGUUCCCACAGCACCGCUCUACAAGCAGAUCCUGAACCUGUAUGCAGAGGAGAACGCCAUUGAAGACACCAUCUUCUACCUUGGAGAGGCUCUGCGCAGAGGUGUCAUUGAUCUGGAGGUCUUUCUCAAGCAUGUCCGCCUGCUCUCCAGGAAACAGUUCCAGCUGCGAGCGCUUAUGCAAAAGGCUCGGAAGACUGCUGGACUCAGUGACCUCUACUGACCCAACCACCAUUGGAACUCCAUUUCUUUCUGUCUGUAUUCUGUUUGUGUAACUCCUAACCCAAUUUACAACACAAGAGACACUGGAGAAUCUGUUAUCCCACCAUGCUGUUGAAUUCUGAAAUUUGAUUGGUCAGUAGAUGUUGAUCAGUUUUCUGCAACAGCAGCUAGGACAGUGGUGCUAACAAGCCGAAUCCCAGGUUUAUAUUAAUGCGCUUAUUCUAACGUUAUCAUUUCUAUAGCAACAACAAAGACGUAUAUGGGUAAAGCACCAUAUAAUCUAAAGCUAAUAAGAUUAAAAACAGUGUUGUUGGUUAACAGUGAAACAGAAUUGUCGAUACAAUGCAGGUUUCUGUAAAGAAACGUUAUUUAAUAUUUAUGGAAAGAGUCACAGGUUUCAGCGGGUUAGAAAAGAGGGUUCGAAUCGUCAAGAUCCGAGGACGUUUCAGUUUCUCCGUAAGCAUGACAGACUGCAUUUUUGUGACCGUUUGCCGGUACUAUAAGGUAAGAUGAGCUUAUUACAUUAACAUUAAGUGGAACGACAUAGAGAUAAAAAUGAUGAUUAAAUUUUUUUUGGCAAGUUGCUGAGGAAUAAAACACUUUCUUGUGACGUGCUGUUAGAGGAAAAUAAUCCACUUUAGCUUAGCUGCAUCACACCCUGUAGUUGCAGUAAUAUUUUCCUAACAGCACCACCCAUUGUGUUUUAUUCCUUACUCAGAUUAAAUCCAGUAAUUAGGAUGGACGCACAAUAACUGGAGGCAAGAUUUGCGGGUUUGAUUUUUCUUGAAGAGGAAAAGAAAACUAAAUUUAUCUAUCACUAUGCUCCUUUUAUCUUUGGUUCUGUUCUGCCUUUUUGGUACUGACAUUGUUUUUAAGCUUUAGCUGUCGAUAGGUCCUUUAUCAUUUUAAUAGCAAAAAUCUGAUGGCUCAGAUUGUUGUUUUUUUUUUCACCAUUUGGUGGUCACUCCAAUAUGUAGCCCAGUCAGUUGCUGCUGCUGCUAUCGUCUACACUCCUUUUAUUUUAUAUUUUCUGAGCCAAACAUCAUCACCUUUCAGGAAGGACAGUGUUGCAAUGUUUAAAUCGUUUGACUUCUGUGCUUUCUGACCACAUCCUGCUGUGUACUGGUUCAGUGGUAUCACUCGUGUAGCUGUUUAAAACGAAACGAACAUUUCAGAUGUUAAAAAUAAUACCCUUUACUGUCUAAUUUGUGAUUGUGACAUUACACGUUUGAGUGAGCGAGCGAGCCUGUACGUCUGAGCGAAUUAGCUUUGGAAUUAGAGCUAAUUCUGUAUUCCUUCAAAUAGGUUCCAAAGGAAUUAAUAAGGAAAUGUUGACAACAUAGUUUAAAAAAAAUAAUAAUAAGUUUAUUCUGUUUAUGUAUGUGUAUUUUGUUUGGUAACUAGAUUUUCCUAAUAGGAAGGGGUCUUUCUUAUUAUAGAGAUCACCCAUUUGUCUUUCCUUUUUGUUUUCAGAUCUGUAGUCUUUAUUAACAGCUCAAUAAAAGAAAGAUCAUUUGGA